AUGGAUAGACUCUCGCUCAAAUAUGCUCGCACUUUGUGUGGAGCAUUGGACUGUUCGGCUGGUUUCUGGCAGAGGGAAGAGGACAUGAUUUUGCUCGAUAUCUGUGACGGACCGAAAAAUUCCCUCAACUUUACCACCGAUGAGAAGAUCACCGCCAAGGGAUUCAAAUUAAAAUGGACUGCAAAAUGUGGAUCGACCUACACCCUCGAUCAUGGUGUCAUCACAUCUCCACAUUACCCUGACUACUACCCAAAUACUGACGAUGAAUGCAGAUACGCCAUAAAUCCAGAAACGCCUGGGGAGAAAGUGAUUGUAUUGAAAGUUCUCGAUCUCGACUUGAGCCCCUUUAUGUACGACAUGAAACGAAGCCCGUGCGUGACUGAUUACGUCGAAAUUAGCGAUGUGACCCGGGUAGUGAAAACCUACUGUGCAUCUCAAAGCGGUGAAGAAUUCGAGCCAUUGGCUAUCAAGGGUGCUGUCUCGGUCGUCUUCCGCUCCAAUCACACUUUCUUGGGGCCUGUAGAGAAAAAGUUGCGCCGUGGCUUCAAGAUUUCCUAUGCUCUGAAUGCAUGCGGUGAAGAAAUCGAUUUGACAACUGCUGAUAAUAGACCACAUUGGACACAGGUGACUUCCCCGGCAUUCCCGAUGGUACACCAUGAGAAUCUGAAUUGCUGGUGGAACAUCACUACCUCGGAGAACAGAAUUUUGCAUGUGAAAUGGGACAAAUUGGACCUGGAACCAGCGCCAGGGUGUGAGCAUGACUUUGUCGAAUUGGUUGACGGUAGUAACACUACAAAAACCAAGUCAAGCGGAAGAUUCUGCGGAUUAAUUACACCAACAAAAACUAUCCGAACUGAGGGGAAUAAGUUAUCGGUUCACUUUGUCACCGACCAUAAUGUGAAUCACGGCGGAUUUAAGAUGACGAUCACAGCAACCCUUGGUCCAUCUGAAGGAUGCGGUGGUACGAGGAAAGCUCGAGCAGAUUGGCAAAGAAUCGAGGCUCCAGUGGAUAAAAAUGGCACCUAUGUAGCUGAUCUGCAAUGUGGAUGGUUGAUUAAAACUGACCCCACUAAAAGAAUAGAACUUCGACUUGUUGCUAUUGACACCGAGGACCAGGUUGGACAAGUGGCAGAUCAAGAUCGGCGGUGUAACGAUGGAUUGAUGAUCUAUGAUGGAUAUCCUAAUAGCAGUCCGGCCCUUGCCGGGGAUAUUUGCAAUGCUACCUUGAAAAAAACUACUCUCCCCAUCUACUAUCAUACUUCCGGCCACGCAGCGUAUGUUGUGUUUGUUAGCGACUUUGGAGGCACAGGACGUGGAUUUACCCUUGAAUAUCGAACAUUUGAUGUCGAAUGCGGUGGCUUCCUGAAUGCAACAACAACCGAACAAUCAAUCGAAUUUGACGAUCAGGUGUUUGUGCAACGCGAAGGGAGAACGAUGUUGCGAUGCCGUUGGUUAAUCACGGCGACGGAAGCGUUCCCAGUGCUCAUUAAAUUCUCGAAUUUCCAAUUCCCGAGAGGUGCUUGCGAUACGAACUUUGUGGAUAUACGCGAUAUUGGUACUGUGUCGAAAUGUAGUCAUCCGGCAUGUGCUUCCAAAGACGAAGAAUUGCAGUCGCAGCAUUAUUGCGGGACCAACCGGCCACGUACACAAUUUAUUGGGCUUUCGACCGCGGUUCAGAUUACUGCCUCGGUUGCGUUGGCAAAAAGUGAUGAUUUUGACUUCAGAUUUGAAUAUGUCUUAUUGCCAAGUAAGCACUUCAACCUGGAAACAGGGCGUCCGGUGGAAGAAAUGACACAAAGGCGAUAUCGGGACGGCACGAGGCGCUACAACUGCGAAUUCGACAACGUUACGAUUCAAUUGUUAACUGAUGACACGGGAACCAUGUCUGGAUACGAGGCCUAUUAUUAUUCCGUUUGGAUCCACACUCAGGCCGGAAUUGGAACCGCCUACCAAUUUUCGGAAAUCUCCGAUCCACAAGGAGCAAUUACGAAUAUUGGAUAUCCAAACGGAUACCCGAAACAAGGGGUGCAAAGUUGGAAUCUCUAUUUGCCUGCUUAUAAAACCUGCACAUUCACCGUGGAUCGGAUGGGUAUCGAUAUCGUUAGUCCAGAAAACGAAUGUAAAGACGAAUAUCUGCGAAUAUUAACAAAUCACGAUGAUAUAAAAAUGAGCAGUUGUUUGAACGGAACGUUGGAAUUCCCGUUCUCUUUCGAGGUCGAACCGGCCGCCAGAAAUAAAGCCACAGUCGUUUUUCUUUCUGAUGACAAUCUAUCCAACGAUGGAGCUGGCUUUUUCUUGACAUGGGAAUGCUCGAAUGACCAUAUACUUCUCGAUUCAUACGCUCCG
Messenger RNA from Mesorhabditis spiculigera, 2346 nucleotides. The record is from the annotation of a GenBank genome assembly. NCBI's taxonomy places the organism in Eukaryota, Metazoa, Nematoda, Chromadorea, Rhabditida, Rhabditidae.